Prunus persica (peach) is the source of this 1279-nucleotide messenger RNA. RefSeq names its product translation initiation factor eIF-2B subunit beta. The record is from RefSeq and is a predicted model, not a curated record. The transcript has 10 exons. Lineage: Eukaryota; Viridiplantae; Streptophyta; Magnoliopsida; Rosales; Rosaceae. Gene Ontology annotation, molecular function: translation initiation factor activity; guanyl-nucleotide exchange factor activity. Gene Ontology annotation, biological process: translational initiation. The coding region runs from base 1 to 1260 and encodes 419 amino acids. Gene Ontology annotation, cellular component: eukaryotic translation initiation factor 2B complex.
AUGGCCGACGUCCAAGGUCUCGUCAAUGACUUUGCCACUAAGCUCAGCAAACGGAAGGUGGAGGGUUCGAGGGAGACUGCUCGGAUGACGGCGGAGUUGCUUCGGACGGUAAUAUCGCAACAGAAGAUGACAUCAUCCACAAACCAUGCCGCCGUUCUUAUUGACGCCGUCAGAGGUGUUGGCGGGCGGCUUAUUGAUGCUAAUCCUGUUGAACUUGCUGUUGGGAACAUUGUGAGGCGUGUUUUGUAUAUUAUUAGAGAGGAGGAGCUUUCACUUCAAGCUGGAGAAUUGACUUUAUCCUCUCAAGACAGUGAUAGAGAAAUUGAUGAGGAAGAUGAUAAACUUUUCCUGUCGUCUGCUGCUACUUAUCAAAGAAUUCUGCAUCCACCUUCAUUGGCUACGCUGCUUGGGAGCAAAACCGACACACCACCAGCUUGCCAUCCUUCAGCUUCAAGGAAUCAUGAUAUUGAGGGAAAAGGCAAAUCCCCUGAUAAAAGUCCAAGCAGCUUGACAUUGAAGCGCCAUAUCAUGGAGGCAGUAAAUGAUCUCAUUGAAGAUAUAAAAACUUGCCAUGAGCAGAUUGCAGAUCAGGCAGUAGAGCUAAUCCAUCAGAACGAGGUGGUACUAACCUUAGGCCACUCAAGAACUGUGAAGAAAUUCCUAUGUGCUGCGAAGGAGAAGAAACGAUCGUUCCAGGUGGUCGUUGCUGAGGGUGCUCCAAAGUAUCUUGGACAUGUUCUUGCAAAAGGGCUGGCUGCAAAAGGUUUACAAACUACAAUGAUUGCCGACUCUUCAGUGUUUGCCAUGAUUUCACGAGUAAACAUGGUUGUAGUUGGGGUUCGUGCUGUGCUGGCCAAUGGUGGAGUCAUAGCUCCUGUUGGCAUAAACAUGGUUGCACUUGCUGCAAGAAAGCAUGCUGUUCCAUUUGUCGUGGUUGCUGGCACUUAUAAGUUGUGUCCUUUGUAUCCAAAUAAUCCGGAGGUUUUGCUGAAUGAUAUGAGAUGCCCAUCGGAACUCUUAUCUUUUGGGGAAUUCUCAGAUUGCAUAGAUUUUAGUAUCGGCAGCGAAGCUCCUCUUCUUCAUGUUCUUAAUCCUGCAUUUGAUUAUGUGCCACCAGAACUAGUCAGUCUUUUUGUCACUGAUACUGGGGGGCAUACUCCAUCAUUCAUCUAUAGGCUCAUUUCUGAAUUUUACUCUGCUGAUGAUUUGGCUCUGCAACAAAAACUGCUUCCUGAAAGUGAACAUUCUAAUUCCAUAUAGAGGAGCUAUUUUUUCUCUU